CAGAAAAAUGAAGGCAGCCAUUGCUAUCAUUCUUGCUGUUUGCUUCGCUGCGGCAACAUGCUCGGCAAACGUGCUAUCUCAGGAAAGCAAGCCAACAGUUGUUGUGGAUGUCCAGGCCCAGAAUCUUGGUAAAGAAACCUUGGACCUCGGAAAUGUUCUCCUUGAAGUUGCUAAAAAACUUUCCAAGGACGAAUCCAAGCAGGAUGACGAGUAUUUCCUGAAGGACCUGUGGGUCAAGGCGACACAACACGUUGUGGAGGCUGUCAAGAAGAUAAAGGACGUGAUUCGUGGCACUGCAAAAGACAUGAAGUCUACGAUCAAGGAGGGUGCUGACAGGGCCAAGCAGAAGGCACAGGAAAAGGCUUUCGAAAUUCUGGCCAAGAUCAUGGGCGAUUCGAUGGGCCUGUACGCUGCUGAAGACUCGCAGCUCGCUUUCCGCAAGGACGUUUGCGCGAAGCUUGACCGCGUCGGCAGGAGACUCGUCGCCGAGGGUGAGAAGCUCUCAAGGCAUUGAAGGGAGUGGAAGAUAACU
This is a messenger RNA of Rhipicephalus sanguineus (brown dog tick), 532 nucleotides long. RefSeq lists its product as uncharacterized. The transcript is spliced from 3 exons. The record is from RefSeq and is a predicted model, not a curated record. The coding region runs from base 8 to 514 and encodes 168 amino acids. Lineage: Eukaryota; Metazoa; Arthropoda; Arachnida; Ixodida; Ixodidae.